Messenger RNA from Mustela erminea (ermine), 2891 nucleotides. It is a transcript of the gene TTC27, whose product is annotated as tetratricopeptide repeat domain 27. The record is from RefSeq and is a predicted model, not a curated record. NCBI's taxonomy places the organism in Eukaryota, Metazoa, Chordata, Mammalia, Carnivora, Mustelidae. The coding region runs from base 239 to 2770 and encodes 843 amino acids. The transcript has 20 exons. Gene Ontology annotation, molecular function: protein binding.
UCGUUCUCCUAGGCGGAAACCCGAGUCGAGUGUGUUUUUCCCAGGAUGUCCCGCGCUACUGUCAUGGCUGCGUCCAUGCGACGAUGUCUGCACAUGGGCUUUUAGAGCUGUGGGUGUAUUCAUAGGAUCUGUUGCCACUAGAUUUCGGCAUCUUUGGACCCUCUUCCUUUCACUUUCUUUUGUUGACUCCCGAGUGACCCUCGUAGAACCCAUUUUGGCUGCAGCGUUGUCCAGAGUGAUGUGGAUACCCGAGCUGGCAGUUUUGAGGGGCUUCCCAACUGAGGCUGAGCGGCAGCAAUGGAAGCAGGAGGGAGUCACCGGUUCAGAGAGUGGAUCCUUCUUACAGUUGCUGCUAGAAGGGAACUAUGAAGCCAUAUUCUUAAAUUCAUUGACUCAAAAUAUUUUUAACUCAACAACGAUGACUGAAGAAAAGGUAGACAGCUACCUGGAGAAGCAGAUAGUAAUGUUCCUGGAUUACUCAACAGAUUUGGACACAACUGAAAGACAACAGCUGAUAUUCCUAAUUGGUGUAAGCAGUUUGCAACUUUUUGUUCAGAGUAACUGGACGGGGCCUCUCGUUGAUUUACAACCUCAGGAUUUUUUGCCAUCCAUUUUGUUCCAGCAAUUCAGUGAGGUCAAAGGACUGGAUGCAGCUGUUCUGAAUCUGCUUGUUCUAGAUGGUGAAUCAGUCUAUAGCCUGACCUCAAAGCCUAUCCUGCUCUUAUUAGCACGAGUUAUUCUAGUGAAUGUGAGACAUAAACUGACAGCUGUUCAGAGUUUGCCAUGGUGGACGCUAAGAUGUGUGAGUGUUCACCAGCAGUUACUGGAGGAGCGCUCCCCGCAGCUCUCUGCUCUUGCUGGAGACUGUAUUGAGGAAGUGACGAAACUAGAAGAUCUGUUCGUAGGCGCUUCCGGUCAGCAUUUGGCUAUUCAAUUCCAUCUGGAGUGUGCAUAUAUAUUUUUAUAUUAUUACGAAUACACAAAAGCAAAAGAUCAGUUCAGCAUUGCUAAAGAUAUCAGCAAAUUACAAGUUGAUUUGACAGGUGCUUUGGGGAAAAGGACACGGUUCCAGGAAAAUUAUGUGGCACAACUUAUUUUAGAUGUAAGAAGGGAAGGGGAUGCCUUUUCACCUGGUGAAUUCAGUCCAGCACCUACUCCUCAAGAACAUUUAACCAAGAAUCUUGAGCUCAACGAUGAUACUGUUCUAAAUGAGAUAAAGUUAGCAGAUUGUGAACAGUUUCAGAUACCUGACCUGUGUGCUGAAGAGCUUGCUGUUAUCCUUGGAAUCUGCACAAAUUUCCAGAAGAAUAACCCAGUGCAUAAGUUAACUGAAGAGGAGCUGCUGGCAUUCACAUCAUUUUUGCUUUCACAACCAAAGUUUUGGGCCAUUCAGACAUCAGCCUUGAUCCUCCGGACAAAACUUGAGCGAGGAAGCACACGCCGAGUGGAACGGGCAAUGAGGCAGACACAGGCUCUUGCAGACCAGUUUGAAGAUAAGACUACAUCUGUACUGGAACGUCUGAAGAUUUUCUAUUGCUGUCAGGUACCCCCUCACUGGGCCAUUCAGCGCCAACUUGCAAGUUUUCUCUUUGAACUGGGAUGCACGAGUUCAGCCCUUCAGAUAUUCGAGAAGCUAGAAAUGUGGGAGGAUGUUGUCAUUUGUUACGAGAGAGCUGGGCAACACGGGAAGGCAGAAGAAAUCCUUAGGCAAGAGCUGGAGAAGAAAGAAACGCCGAGUUUAUACUGCUUGCUCGGAGAUGUCCUUCGAGACCAGUCUUGCUACGACCGGGCCUGGGAGCUGUCCCGCCACCGCAGCGCUCGGGCCCAGCGCUCCAAAGGCCUCCUUCAUCUGCGGAACAAAGAGUUCAGAGAAUGUGUGGAGUGCUUUGAGCGUUCAGUGAAGAUCAACCCCAUGCAGCUGGGGGUGUGGUUUUCUCUUGGCUGUGCCUAUUUGGCCUUGGAAGACUACAGAGGUUCAGCGAAGGCAUUUCAGCGUUGUGUGACUCUAGAACCGGACAAUGCUGAAGCUUGGAACAAUUUAUCAACUUCCUAUAUCCGACUAAAACAAAAAGAAAAAGCUUUUAGAACUUUGCAAGAAGCUCUCAAGUGCAACUAUGAACACUGGCAGAUCUGGGAAAACUACAUUCUCACUAGCACUGAUGUUGGGGAAUUUUCAGAAGCCAUUAAAGCUUAUCACCGGCUCUUGGACUUACGAGACAAAUACAAAGACGUUCAGGUCCUUAAAAUUCUGGUCAGGGCAGUGGUUGACGGGGUAACCGAUCGAAGUGGAGAUGUCGCAACUGCCCUCAGAGGAAAACUGCGGGAAUUACUUGGCAGAGUGACUUCAAGAGUGACGAAUGAUGGAGAAAUCUGGAGGCUGUAUGCCGCAGUGUAUGGAAAUGGGCAGAGUGAAAAGCCUGAUGAAAUUGAAAAGGCGUUCCAGUAUCUCUCUAAGGCAUACAAGUGUGACACACAGUCCAGUUGUUGGGAGAAAGACAUGACAUCAUUUAAGGAAGUGGUGCACAGAGCUUUAGGACUCGCACAUGUGGCUAUAAAACACAGUAAAAACAAGUCCAGUCCCCAGGAGGCUGUGCAGGUGCUUUCCUCAGUUCGACUCAAUUUGCAGGGCUUGUCAUCUAAGGCAAAGCAACUUUUUACAGAUGUGGCAAGUGGAGAAAUGUCCCGGGAGUUAGCUGAUGAAGCAGCAGCGAUAGACGCCCUUGUCACAGAGCUGCAAGGCCUGAGCAACCAGUUUCGAAACCAGUACUGACCAUCCUGGGAACAGUAGCUGGAAAAGGAGCUUUCGCCGUCUGAAUUUCUCUUAUACCUGUGUAUCUGAAACACAAGAUAAUGAUUUUUAAAAAAAAUAAAAUUCUCCUUAAUGGCUAACA